Triplophysa rosa is the source of this 7667-nucleotide messenger RNA. It is a transcript of the gene cdc42bpb, whose product is annotated as CDC42 binding protein kinase beta (DMPK-like). The record is from RefSeq and is a predicted model, not a curated record. The transcript is spliced from 39 exons. NCBI's taxonomy places the organism in Eukaryota, Metazoa, Chordata, Actinopteri, Cypriniformes, Nemacheilidae. Gene Ontology annotation, cellular component: cytoskeleton; cytoplasm. Gene Ontology annotation, molecular function: ATP binding; protein serine/threonine kinase activity. Gene Ontology annotation, biological process: actomyosin structure organization; peptidyl-threonine phosphorylation. The coding region runs from base 637 to 6060 and encodes 1807 amino acids.
CUGAUUCUUCGUUCGUUCGGUAGCGCAGAACGAUGGCUGAACACGAAUGCAGCCAUAUUCGGCUUCACUGAGAGCCACACCGGCUAGCACGCCAGGUUUCUCCUACUUUUUUGAUAAAGCACCCACUCCCAGUUUUGGGGUGCUCAUUUGUGUAGGUUAAAGGUGUCUAAUUCUUCAUUAGGAAGUUUAUUAUUGGAGAUUUCCAGCCGAUCGGAAUGAGCGUCCGGUCAUCCUGAGAUUCGACGGGAGAAAAAGCCCCGACACAUCAAGCAAAGUGGAGAAAGUAAUGUUACAGAUUUGUCGGGAUUAAGGCGAAUGGAGCCGACAGGGCCCCGAGACUGAGGAGGGGGUGGAAACUGUGGACACCAGAGCACAACAGCGGGGUCGAGCGCCUUAGAUCAUCGUUUAUCUGAGCACUAUGUUGGGCACAUUUUGCUAGCUGGCUAGCUGGAUGGCUGGCUAGCAGUUGGAGUCUGGGACUUCAGAGCUCCACAGAAAUCAAUCACGCCAUAAAUACGGUUUCUGUUUGUUGCUCUGCGGGCGCACGAUAAUCUCCGUUGUAUUACAUUUGAACAUCGUUACUUUUAAUCGUUUCUGGAUCUGGGAGUGGUGGUCGGGCCGCAAAAUUGGUAGAAAAUGUCUGCAAAGGUGCGCCUGAAGAAGUUGGAGCAGUUGCUGCUGGAUGGCCAUCAGAAGAACGAGAAGUCGCUAAGUGUGGAGACGCUGCUGGAUAUUCUCAUAUGUUUAUACAACGAGUGCAGCAACUCUCCCCUAAAACGGGAAAAACACGUGACUGAGUUUUUGGAAUGGGUGAAGCCUUUCACAACCACCGUAAAGGAGAUGCGCCUUCACCGAGACGACUUCGAAAUGCUCAAAGUGAUUGGCCGGGGAGCAUUUGGAGAGGUUGCCGUGGUGAAGAUGAAACACACAGAGCGUGUUUACGCCAUGAAGAUCCUCAACAAGUGGGAGAUGCUGAAGAGGGCCGAGACUGCGUGUUUCAGAGAAGAGAGGGAAGUCCUGGUGAAUGGAGACUGCCAGUGGAUCACCACCCUGCAUUAUGCCUUCCAGGAUGACAACUACCUGUACUUGGUGAUGGAUUAUUACGUGGGUGGUGACCUGCUGACUCUGCUUAGUAAGUUUGAGGACCGACUCCCGGAGGACAUGGCCAAGUUUUAUGUGGCGGAGAUGGUGCUUGCUAUCCACUCCAUCCACCAGCAGCGCUAUGUACACAGGGACAUUAAACCCGACAACGUUCUGCUAGACUUGAACGGUCACAUUCGUCUCGCGGACUUCGGCUCCUGUCUGAAAAUGAUGCAAGAUGGAACGGUCCAGUCUUCAGUGGCUGUGGGCACACCGGACUACAUCUCUCCAGAGAUCCUGCAGGCCAUGGAGGAUGGCAUGGGGAAGUAUGGACCAGAAUGUGACUGGUGGUCUCUAGGGGUCUGCAUGUACGAGAUGCUGUACGGUGAGACGCCCUUCUAUGCCGAGUCCUUGGUGGAGACCUACGGAAAGAUCAUGAACCAUGAGGAGCGUUUCCAGUUCCCCUCCCACAUCACAGAUGUGUCUGAAGAGGCUAAAGACCUGAUCCAGCGGCUGAUCUGCAGCAGAGAGCGCAGGCUGGGGCAGCAAGGUAUUGAGGAUUUCAAGAAACACCCGUUCUUUGCAGGCAUCAACUGGGAAAACAUCCGCAACACAGAGGCUCCGUACAUCCCUGACGUGAGCUCUCCGUCGGACACCUCAAACUUUGAUGUGGACGACGAUGUGCUGAAAAACCUGGACAUCGUUCCGCCAGUCUCGCACACGGGUUUCACCGGGCAGCACCUGCCCUUCGUGGGCUUCACCUACACCACAGAGAGCUGCUUCUCAGACCGAGGGAGCUUAAGGAGGGUGGUAUUUACAGACGGAGGUGCUGGGGAAGAUCUCCAAGACGGGGGGUUGCAGGUGGAGGCCUUCGAGAAGAGGAUUCGCUGCCUGGAGCAAGAAAAGCAGGAGCUGAGUCGCAAGCUGCAGGAAUCCACUCAGGCGGUUCAGUCUCUUCAUGGCUCUGGGCGCGGAGCUGGCACACUCGGCCGCGAUAAAGAGAUUAAAAAACUCAAUGAGGAAAUCGAUCGACUGAAGAAGAAACUGGCAGACUCUGAUAGGCUGGAGCACCAGCUGGAGGAGGCUGUGACUCUUCGACAGGACUUUGAAAGUUCCUCCACUAAACUAAAGGCCCUGGACAAGCAAGUCAGAGCUCUCAGGCAUGAGAAAGAGGAGAUUCAUAAGCAACUUGUGGAGUCUCUGGACCGCCUUAAGUCUCAGACCAAGGAGCUGAAGGACGCCCACCAGCAGAGGAAACUGGCCAUGCAGGAGUUCUCCGAGGUGAAUGAGCGCAUGGCCGAGCUGCGCUCGCAGAAGCAGCGUCUGUCGCGGCAGCUCCGGGACAAGGAGGAGGAGAUGGAGGUGGUUAUGCAGAAGCUCGAUGCCAUGCGGCAGGACAUCCGCAAAACCGAGAAGGCCCGCAAGGAGCUGGAGUCUCAACUGGAGGACGCGUGUGCCGAAGCCUCUAAGGAGCGUAAGCUCAGAGAGCACAGUGAAGUCUACUCCAAACAACUGGAGAGCGAGUUGGAAACACUCAAGGUGAAGCAGGGAAGCGGCCGUGCGUCAGGCCUAGGGUCAGAGACCCAGCAGGAGCUCACCAAGGUGAAGUCGGAGCUGGAUAAAAAGGUGCUGUUCUUUGAGGAGGAGCUGGUGAGGCGUGAAGCUUCUCACACUACAGAGCUGAAGAACAUGAGGAAGGAGCUUCAUGACUCUGAGAGCCAGCAGUUGUCGCAGCACAAAGAGCUGCUGGUGCUCAAAGACAAACUGGAAAAGGCCAAGAGAGAGCGGCAAACUGAGAUGGACGAGGCCACAGGCACCCUGAAAGACAAGUAUGAACGUGAACGCAAUCUCCUGACCGAGGAAAACCGCAAACUCACUGCAGAAACAGACAGGCUCUGCACAUUCGUGGACAAGUUGACCGCUCAGAACAGGCAGCUUGAGGAUGAGCUCCAGGAUCUAGCAUCUAAAAAAGAGAGCGUAGCACACUGGGAAGCGCAGAUCGCCGAGAUCAUCCAAUGGGUCAGCGAUGAGAAAGAUGCACGUGGAUACCUUCAGGCUUUGGCCUCCAAGAUGACGGAGGAGUUGGAGUCUCUGCGUAGCUCCAGUCUGGGAUCCAGAACGCUGCAAGGUUCUGGAGUAAACAUCCCGGCCCAGAGGUCCAUGGUGGCACCUCGGGUCACCAAGCGGGAUCCCUUGUGGAAGGUGCGUCGCAGUCAGAAAUUGGACAUGUCUGCCCGUCUGGAACUGCAGUCGGCCUUAGAAGCUGAAAUCCGUGCCAAGCAACUGGUUCAGGAAGAGCUGCGCAAGGUCAAAGCGGCCAACAUCUCUUUUGAGAGCAAACUGAAGGAUACAGAGGUCAAGAACAGAGAGCUGGAAGAACAGAUGGAGAACUUGAAGAAGGAAAUGGAGGAGAGCCGCUCACGGACAGACAAAGGCCUGAAGCUGCCAGACUUUCAGGACUCCAUCUUCGAGUACUUCAAUACCUCCCCCCUCGCUCAUGACCUGACAUUCAGAGACGCUGUAUCCUCCUCAUCCGCAUCAUCUCUGCUUGCGCUUUGGGAUGAACCAAGCUCUAUUGGUGAUGGGGAGACCACACCCCAGAAGUCAGAAACCUCCCCAUCGGUGGCUUCAGAACAGGAUGAACCAGCGAAGCCUCAAGCUACCACCCCUGCUGCUUCGUCUCCACUUUAUCAGCCCACUCUCAGUGCACCAAAGCCUAAAGCUCACCAGCUGAGCAUCAAGACCUUCUCCAGCCCGACUCAGUGCACUCACUGUACCUCUCUGAUGGUGGGGCAGAUCCGACAAGGCUACGCCUGCGAAGUAUGCUCUUUCAUCUGCCACGUGUCGUGCAAAGAAAACGCGCCGCAGCUUUGCCCCAUUCCUCCGGAGCAGGCCAAGAGACCUCUGGGUAUUGAUGUGCACAGAGGCAUUGGCACAGCUUACAAAGGCUUUGUCAGGAUCCCAAAGCCCACAGGAGUGAAGAAGGGCUGGCAGAGAGCGUACGCUGUAGUGUGUGACUGUAAACUCUUCCUCUAUGAGGUGUCUGAAGGGAAGUCCACUCAGCCUGUUGUUAUGGCCAGUCAAGUUCUCGACUUGAGAGAUGAGGGCUUUUGUGUAAGCUCUGUGUUGGCCUCUGACGUGAUCCAUGCCAGCCGUAAAGACAUUCCUUGCAUAUUCAGGGUAACAUCAUCCACUCUGAACUCCCCGAUCCAACCGGUGCCUCUGCUGGUCUUGGCUGAGAGCGAGGCGGAGAAGAGGAAGUGGGUGGGAAUCCUGGAGGGUCUGCAGAACAUCUUGGCCAAGAACCACCUGAAGAACCGUGUAGUUCAUCUCCUGCACGAGGCUUACGACAGCAGCCUUCCCGCCAUCAAAACGACACAAUCAGCUGCCAUCGUAGAUCGAGAGCGAGUCGCCUUGGGGACCGAAGAUGGCCUGUUUGUAGUUGAGAUCACCAGAGAUGUCAUCGUUCGUGCCGCCGACUGUAAAAAGGUCAGCCAGAUUGAACUCAUUCCAAAAGAGAAGAUGGUGGCCCUGCUUUGCGGUCGGAGCCGUCAUGUCCACUUAUACCCCUGGGCGGCUUUAGAAGGUGUCGAAGGUGCUUUCGAUGCCAAGCUCACAGAAACAAAAGGCUGCCAGUCUCUGACCAUAGGUACCCUACACCCCGGUGGCCCGGCGUGUCUUCUGGCUGGUGUAAAGCGACAGGUCCUCUGCUACGAAAUCACACGUGCAAAGCCUCACCAUCGCAAACUGUGGGAGGUGCAGGCGCCCGGUAUCGCCCAGUGGCUCAGAAUCGUCCGUGAUCGGCUGUGCGUGGGUUACCCAUCAGGCUUUGCUUUGCUGGCCAUGCAGGGAGAGUCUUCCCCCGUCAGUCUGGUGAGCCCCGCAGACCCCUCGCUAGCGUUUUUGGCCCAACAGCCUAUGGACGCCCUGCACGCUAUGGAAGUAGGGGCCAAUGAAUUUCUGCUGUGCUUCAGUCAGCUGGGAGUGUACGUGGACGCUCAGGGACGGAGGUCUCGAACGCAGGAGCUAAUGUGGCCAGCCAUGCCGCUUGCUUGCAGUUCAAAUUCCAACUACCUGACCGUGUACAGUGAUUAUGGAGUAGAUGUGUUUGAUGUCCACACUACAGAAUGGGUCCAGACCAUUUCUUUAAGAAAGAUUCGACCUCUGAAUGUGGAGGGCAGUCUGAACAUGUUGUGCAUCGAGCAGCCCCAUCUUAUCUACUUCAGCAACAACUCCUCAGACGGCUGUGAACUGGCCAUCCCCGAGACCUCAGACAACAGCAAGAAGUUGAUGGUGAGGACACGCAGCAAGAGGAAGUUCCUCUUUAAAGUGCCAGAGGAGGAGCGGCUACAGCAGAGAAGGGAGAUGCUGAGGGAUCCCGAGAUGAGAUCAAAGCUGAUCUCCAACCCCACCAACUUCAACCACGUUGCUCACAUGGGCCCGGGUGAUGGCAUGCAGGUCCUCAUGGAUUUACCCCUGCAGCCGAGCGAGACUCCCUCCCCCUCAUCCUCUCGCCAUCACGCCCUGAUCUCCCCUCCGACCAACUUUGAGCACGUCUAUCACAUGAGCCCCGUCUCUGCCGGGCUCUAUCUGCAGAAAGAGCCUUCUUCACAGCAGAGCCUGCUUCAGUUCUCCUCUUCCUCCUCCUCUCCUUCCACAUCCUCCCUGGGAAGGAGUGUGAUGCCUUCCCAGGAUGACCCAUCUGCCGGAAAGCCCCGCCCUCUGUCUAGCAUCUCACGGCAACAGAAAAGCAAGACCCACAUCACCCGCACUGCCUCAGGAGGAGGAGAUUUUGGAGGAGCGGGGUCGUCUCGCAGUAUUUCUGAUCAAGAUCAAGACUACGAAAGAGAGCCCGACUCUGACUCCACCAAACACUCCACCCCCUCCAACAGCUCCAACCCCAGCAGCCCCCCGAGCCCCAACUCUCCCCACCGCAGUCAGCUCACUCUGGACAGCCUGGAUCAAAGCCUGGACGGCUGAGCGAGAACGGCGUCCCAUUUCCCGCACUGCGCUCACAUCAGGCACCACACGUAUCCAUCCGCUCUGCUAGGACUCCUUGUGAAGUGCCAAGACUCUCCUGCUCAUCCACCACGAGGGCCUAAAGUGUACCCCCUGUUCCUGCUGCCGGGUGGAUGCGGCAGAGACGACGUAUCACCACGAGUGGAACGCUCUCCUAUUGGUGUGUGCUGCCAGGCGUGGGCAACACAUCCCUGCUAUCCAAAAAUCAAAUCCUGCCCCCUGGUGGAAAUGUUGUGGUAUUAUCACUAACAGGGUCAGAUUUAGCAGUAUGAUGGACAUUUUUUUAUUUUAAAUCUUAAUUUCAUGCCAUGCUCCUGCAAGUUUUUUUUUUUUUGUUAAUUACUUUAGGAAAUGAACAGAUGCAUCUGCUGUGUCAGAAUUGCUCUUGAACCGAUCUGUCGUAGAGGAUUAUUAGCUUCCCUUCGCAGAGAAGGAAACGAGACUUCUUACGCUGUUUUUAAAUGUUUUAAAUGUAUAUUAUCAAGAAGUUCAACACACAUCAAGGGGGCUGAAGAGAGAAGCAGAUUGGAAGAACGAACUGUGACAUAUAGUGACAUUCGUAUACAAACCAAGUGUAACAAUUCCUCACUGCUCUUCAGGGACCAGUGGAACGGCUCGCCUCAUCUCACGAGCAAUAGAUCAGUGACACAAAGACAAUGAUCUGCGUCUGACUUUGUGGGUUUUAAAACAAACCAGAGGGCACUUUUAUUGUUCUAAAAGUUCUCUCUCCAGUUCAGCAUUUUAAACCAGCCUUUAUAAUAUUACAGUUUUAACUUGGAUGUUUCCCACCAAAAAUAUCUAGUCGGUGCGACACUGCUUAUCACCAGGAGGAAAAGAAAGCAACAAAGGAACAGACUUUACAUAGAGAUAAGUGUUAUAAUAAUAAUAAUAAUAAUAAUAAUGACUAAAAAAGAGAACGGCACACUGCUCAGAUUAUUCAUAGGAUUUCAGUAGUUCUCAAGCUGCUGCUUUGUGUGCUCUAUUUAAAAAGAAACGUUUAAAAAAUAUAUAUGUGAUAAGGUUAUCUCAUCAUCGCCACGCUCUGACUCUGGUUUAUGAUGUUUUAUAUACGUCAGCCUCUCAAUGGGACAUUUCACUGUUAGAGGCUCCUAUCGGGAUGCUGAUAUGAAUAUGUUUGUUGAUACCUGAGGAGGACGUAGGAAAUGUAGGCAUGGCUGGCAUACCCAUUAUCACUCGCGUGUGCCUUCUGUGCCAACUUUCGUUUCGGUUAUAAAGUGUCCACUCAAGCAUUUCAGUGGUUUUAUUAAGGCUGAUGGUAAUGUAUUAUUUUGUCCCCUGCCCUUCUUAAACACUGUAAGAACCUUGCACACGUUUAGUCCCAGGAAUUGAUUUUGUGUGAAUGUUUUUUGUUUUUCCUGACUUCCCCCGUAAAUCCCCCGUACUUCACUUGUCUGCUCCAUCGGAUGAAAGAUUAUCCUCAGAACACUACUGCUUUUACUUUAAAAGAGAAAAAAAUCACAGGUUGAAAUCUUUGUCAUUAUUGACUUGUUAGUCACAUAAAUUUGAACAAACAAUAAAAGAGUACCUGUUGUGCUUUUUUUGUUGAA